Culex pipiens pallens (northern house mosquito) is the source of this 6232-nucleotide messenger RNA. It is a transcript of the gene how, whose product is annotated as protein held out wings. Gene Ontology annotation, molecular function: mRNA binding. Bases 850 to 1821 code for a protein of 323 amino acids. Gene Ontology annotation, biological process: regulation of mRNA splicing, via spliceosome. The transcript has 5 exons. The record is from RefSeq and is a predicted model, not a curated record. Lineage: Eukaryota; Metazoa; Arthropoda; Insecta; Diptera; Culicidae. Gene Ontology annotation, cellular component: nucleus.
UCCGUUCGAUUAUUGUCAACUCAACCGUACGUCGGAACAGUCGUGUGGAUUCUGCGCGCGUGUGUAAUUUCCUUUACAUUUCUCACUAAUCGGAACAGUAAUACAAACCUUUUGUACAACACCCGUUUGGAAAUUGCGCUAGAGUAGCGAUAAAAGUGUUUUAGUCGCGCAUACUAGAACACGCACACGUACGCCGACAACGACUAGGCUCAUUUUACGCGUGAAGCUUAAGCUUUGUUCUAAGCUUGGUGAUUCGUGGUACUUAAGCGUUUUUUUUUCGCUCGGUGAAUUCGCGCCCGCGAGGUCGUCCAAAUUCGCGAAAAAGUGCACAUUUUGGUGCCCGCAGCACGCCCGCACAGACUCAAUUAGUGCUCGUUUGAGGGAAAUUCCGAAACAGAUUGGAGCGGCAGCAGAAGGCGACGGCGCGACAGCGAAUGACCGUGUGAAGAGGAGGGGCCGAGGAGCAGCUUAACACCGACAGUGUGUGAAUAGAGUGUGGUGUGUAGUGCGCACGAGCGACUUAGGGCGGUGCAGAGUAGUGUGAGAAGCGCGCGCGCAAGUGUUGGUGACGAAUAAAAGUUUAUUUUUUUAAAUCACGAUUUUUUUGGAGUCGUCACCGAAAAAAAAGAAAUUGGUUUUUGGGGAGAGAAAAAAAACACGCGAGUGAAAGGAAGAAAGAGAAAUUUUGGCAAAACAAGUUGGAAUUCCGAUGGAGAUGCAACACUGAGUUCGAUCUAGUUGUUGAGUGCAUUUGAUACAGAAGAGAAGCUCGAAGAAGCGAUUGAUUCGCGUAGAACGGAAGAAAUUGUACAAGCGGUUGAGCGAACACACACCCCGACAGGCCACAAGAUGAGCACGUACAGCAAUUCGGACAACUCCCAGUCGACGCAGAGCAUUGCGGACUAUCUGGCACAGUUACUUAAGGAUCGGAAACAGCUGGCGGCCUUCCCGAACGUAUUCAACCAUGUGGAGCGCCUGCUGGACGAGGAGAUCUCCAAGGUGCGAGCCUCGCUCUUCCAGAUCAACGGCGUCACGAAGGAACCGCUGACGCUUCCGGACGCCGAUGGCGAGCUGAUCACACUCAACGAGAAGGUUUACGUGCCAGUCAAAGAGCAUCCGGACUUUAACUUCGUGGGUCGAAUUCUCGGACCGCGCGGAAUGACCGCGAAACAGCUCGAGCAGGAAACCGGCUGCAAGAUCAUGGUCCGGGGGAAGGGCUCGAUGCGGGACAAGAAGAAGGAGGAGGCCAACCGGGGUAAACCCAACUGGGAGCACCUGUCCGACGAUCUGCACGUGCUGAUCACCGUCGAGGACACGGAGAACCGAGCGUCCGUCAAGAUCAAGCGAGCCCUCGAGGAGGUUCGGAAACUGCUUGUGCCACAUGCCGAAGGCGAAGACGAGCUCAAGAAGCGACAGCUCAUGGAACUGGCCAUCAUCAACGGCACGUACCGGGACUCCAGUACGAAGGCCAUGGCCGCCGAGCUGAACUUCGAAACGACGUUCGACGGCUGGAAGCAGCUCGCGAACGAGCACCGUCUCAUGAACCCCGCGGCCAUCAACACGCUCGCCCAGAACCAGCUGGCCGCCGCGGCACGAAAUGCCGCCAACCCGCUUGGCGCUCCGCUCAUCCUGUCGCCACGAAUCUCAGUGCCAACGACCGGCGCUAGCCUCAUCCCCGGCUCGGCGCCACCCACCAUCGACCACACCACCGGCCUCUUCUACACGACCGCGCCCUACGCUGACUACGCCAGCUACGCCGCGUUGGCCGCCGCCGGCAACCCGCUGCUCCAGGAGUACGCCGAUCACAGUGUUAAUCAAUGACCGGCUGCUGCGCGACGGGCUGGUCCACUAAACACUUGUGCUAACCAGAGACAAAUUAACACAUUUUAAACUAGGUAUUGAUCGCCGCAACUGACUGAACGCCUCACAAAUAAGACGGUCAGACAGUUCUGAUGGACGGACGGCCCACGUCCUGUUGCAUUCUACUACCACAACCCCCCACCCUCUAAUCAAUACCAGUACUACAACUUCGACCACUACAACUUGAUUCCUUCCUGCCUUCCAUAAAUUCUACACCAAAACAGCCGGCGGCGUGGACGACCCAUUCGCCAUUCGGCCAGCUUCCGGUAGAUUCCGCCAGCAGCGCGAGGAGUUGUGGCAUGGUGCUGUACUUCCAGUAGUAGUAGCAGUAGCAGCAGUAGCAAGGGCCUUUCCAGCAGCCAGAACGACACGAAGCAGCAAUGAAAAUUGUUCUAGUUGUGUUUUUUUAUUCUCUCUCUCUCUCUAUCUCUUUAAUGAAGACAAGUUUUUAUACUCUAUUUAAGUAGUUAUUUUAAUUGACGAUAUAGACUCACUAUUUUAUACACCCCACACAAGAAAACGAACACACACACACGCGGACAAAUUUAUCACUUGCAGUUCAGCAUUAGGCAUCGACGUGAGGAAUUUUUUAGUUAAUUUAUUGCUACGAUUUUAGUCUCGUAUAUUUAUGAAAUUGAUGGUUCAAAGAGAGGAGCAAGUCGCGGUUAGUAGAGUACUGUUUUGUUUUAGUUAGCAGACACUAGUAUUGUCGAUUGAGCGAACAAUUAGUAUGAGGUAUUGCAGCUGUUGUUGUCACCGCAUCGGGGCUGUCACACUACACUUCGAGGUGUUUGGACAAGUUUUGGGACGACCGCGGAUUUUAUCAACAUCGAAAGCUCUGACCACAGCUCAGUGCGAUCCCGCGCUGUCCACGUGACAUCGCCACGCUGGUCCCAAAUAAGGACAACACUUCCGGUUGCGCCACACCGUGUGCCACGUCGUCCCACGCGCACUCCAAACGCAUGCGCGUCACACUCGAAGAAAGCGCGACUCCGUGCAAAAUGUGCAUCUUUCUCCGACGACGUUCCCAAUAUUGCGUGCGAUUCCGGGUGCAUUUUUUUGGGUUCGUUUCCCUCGGUGGACAAAGGCCACCGAUCUCCGGCGACACAGAUUCACGCCCGCGUCCGAGACACAAUGGUCAACGAGAAUGGUGAUGGUGACGAGAGAAAAGAGAAAGGUCCCCGCGAAAGAGAGAAGCAGCAGUAGCGAAAGGGAGGACAACAAAAGAAGCUCAGAUACAAAAACAUGAAUUAACUUUGCGCGAAUGCAAAAAAAAACGUAAACACCAGUUUUGGAUUGAUGAGGAGACAUUCCAUACACAAACCGUUAUAAAAAAAGCCAGCAAGAGUUGUGUGCAAGUAGGUACGCGAUUUAAUAAGAAGUGAAAUGAGAGAGGAACUGAUGAUAAAGGAAUAAAAAAAAACUCUAAAAUUGUUAAUGCAAAAAAAGAUCACACCGUGGAAGAGAGGCGCUUGAGAAGCGAGAAGAAGUAAAAAAGAGAGUGCCAAAACCGGACCCUCCCGGGCCCAAAGUGACCCCAAUGUACCUCCCCCCACCCUUUUGCGAGAGAGGUGCGGAAGGGGGAGGACAACGACAAGGGACAAACCAGCAGCAUGACCAAAAGUAGCAUAGCCCAACAAAACAAGUCAAGUGGCUCGGUGUGACGCCGAAACAGGUUGGGUUGAAAGUUUGGAACCAUUGCAGAAAUUUUUCAGUUUUUUAUUCUAUUGAAUUUUACAAAAAAAAAACCUUUUUCUAAAUUGAUUUUAAAUUUAUACAGAAACCAAAAAUAAAAAAAAAAUAUAUUUUCUUGAUAGGGAUUUAGCAAAACAAUUGAAAUUUAAUUACAUCAGUCAUUAUUCUAACAAUUUUUAAUAAUUAUGUGUGGCUACGAUUUAUUUAAAACAUUUAAAUGAGUUUAAGGUAAAUUAGAACAAUUUUUGAAAACAAAAAUUGAAGCAGACAUUUUUAGAAUAAAAAAAAAUUACAAUGCUGUUUUACAUAAUUCCUGAAAAUACAUGUUCGUGGAGAUAUAAAAAUUUCCUAUAACUUUGCCUCAAAAGAUUAAUGAUUUAACCAAUUGUUGUUAGUUAAAGCCUCUUAGCAGCUUCAAAAUAGUUUAUAAAUAGCAUAAAAAUUAUUGUCAAAAAUUUCUUUUUAAAAUUUUAAAAAUAAAAACUAUUGAUUAAAAUCAAUUUUAAGCUGUUUUAAAUAUUUUAAAUUUUAAAACGCCUAUUUAUCAAUUUUAAAACUCUUUGAAAAUUUGGAUUUUAGGACGACAGUUUUAAUAAACGUAAAACUUUAAUUUUGAAAAGUUUGACAGACGUAUCACUAUAAAUUUUCUAUACUUUUAAUCUUGAACUUUCAAAAAUUCUGGAGAUUUUUUUGAAAAGGUCCAAUAAACCAAAUUUCGAGUUUUUGCUUUUUGGGUGUUUUUGGAACCGCCUUGAGUCAGGGGUAUUAAAAACACCCAAAAAAGGAAAAACUGAAAAUUUGUUUUAUUGGACCUUCUAAAAAAACUCCAGAAUUUAACCUGAAAUAGUAGUUUAUGCAACAAGUUGCAAAAAGAGGAUUUUUUCAGCACGAGUCGUACAUUUAUCCAACGAGGUUCACCGAGUUGGAUAAAUACGAAGAGUGUUGAAAAAAUCAAGUUUUGCAACGAGUUCCAUACAACAUUUUUUGCAAUUCCGAAAAACACCCAUUUAGUGAAAUUUUAUGUCAAAUUUUCAUGUAUUUUGUCAAUAAAUCGUUUGAAUCAAAAAAAUUUUGAAAAGUGUUACUUUUCAAAACAAGUGCUGAAAAGUUCAACUUUUCAGCACCCAUUUCAGUGCUGAAAAGUAGAACUUUUCAGCAUUUAUUUUGAAAAGUGUUGCUAUUCGAUUCUGUUAUUUUUGGUACAGAAAAGUAGGCUAUUUCGUCGUUCAAGAAUGACAGGAAAAGUAAGUAGUUUCACGACGGAAUUGCAAAAAUUAAAAUUGAGUUUUUUGGCCGACCUUGACCAGGACCGAGGUGAAAAAAGAUCUUCAAAUGAGAAAUUUAAAAGCUUUUUACAAAAUCAUUGUAAAAGAAAAAAUCGAAUUUAGCAGAAAAAAACAAAGGUUAUAGUUUUUUAUAAAUUAAGAAACAUUUUGUCAUUAGCAGUUCAUGAUAGAAUGUAUUUUUCAGUUUAUGAAAAAAAUUAACCUGAAAAAAUAGGAACUAUGUAUAUAAUAAAUAAGCUGUGUUCAGAAUGUAAAGAAAGAUGAAAAAAUUAAAAUAAUUGCUGCACUUCGAGCUAGAAUUUCUAAAUUCUGAAGUAAAAAGUAUUAUAAAAAAUUUAGGGCUUCUGCAAAAAAAUAUAUAAUCAAUGUUUUUUGCUAUGUUAUGCCGGUUUCUUUUGAAAAAUAUAAGUGGAUUUGAACAAUUGUCUCUAGGAAAUAAGAUCCACUACAAAAUAUGCAAGGACUUUUUUACUAGUUUGCUAGAAAUUAUGGCAUUUUGUCAUUAUGGAUGAAUAAAAAUAAGCACACGUAAAAGUAGCAUGGUGGCGACAAAAUGACAUUUCCAAACUUUCAACCCAGAGUGUGGCGCGCAAAACCGAACCCUGAGAAAGCUGCCCACAGCCUGCAGAGAUAUCUGCAGUUUCGGAAAGUGGGACUGGGUCCAUCGGCAGAGAACCGGUAACCCGGGGUUGGAAGGCGGUGGUGGUGGGCGGCGGUUCAUGCACUUUUAAUGCAGUUAUAUAGUCAGUUUUUUUUACCUAUAUUUAUAAGGAAGCGAAAACUUAAAAUUGUAGUUUAAAAAACAACAACAGGAAAAAAAAUCACACACACAAACACACCCAGCGCACACACACACACGCGAAACCAGUUACCAAGUAUUUCUUCCGAUUUUUCCUUCUGUUCUGAUCUUUCAUUUUUUAAACUUUAUCUUUAUGUAGGUAUUUUAAGAUUAUGAGAAAAAAAACUUAAGCUAAGUAUGUAUUAUUGCGCGAGUAGCACCUUCGUUGAGGGAAUUUUAAUAUACUUAAAAAAAUGUUGUAACGUGAAACGAAACAAACAAAACAAUCACGCUAAAUUUUGAGACAAACCAGAAUACGACAUUUUUUCCACGACCGGUAGCGAGAUUUCUGUACUUGUAAUUUGUAAAGGAACUUUUUUUUUUCAAAUAUUUAAGAGACAAAAGAAACUCCGUUUCUUCGAUGGACGUGUUAGAAUGUGGCAAACUAGUCUAGCGUUAAGAGUGUAUACAUUUUACGUGUAAGUUUAUCGGCGAGGAAUCUCGAGUCUCGGAAAACAGAGCCCCCCACAUGGUUGAUGUCAAUGUACUGUAAAUGUGUUAGUAUUUAAGGAGAGCUUUUUUAGUAUUAUUAAGUAAGUAAACUAUUUAUGUA